Molecule: messenger RNA, 2212 nt
Organism: Formica exsecta
Lineage: Eukaryota; Metazoa; Arthropoda; Insecta; Hymenoptera; Formicidae
Product: cleft lip and palate transmembrane protein 1-like protein
Exons: 8
Coding region: 422-2044 (540 amino acids)
Cellular component (GO): membrane; endomembrane system
Source: RefSeq, a predicted model, not a curated record
CAUACGUAUCAUAUACAUACAUACAUACAUACAUGCAUAUACGUACUACAUUCUACAUCGCUAUUUCACUUUACUUGUAUGGUUACUCGUAAUUGCUAUCGUCGUGUCGUCUGCUACGAUUUGCCACGAAGGCAACAAUCCGAAUUUCGUCUGGUCUCAUCGGGUGAGCCAGAAGACCAGAGCUAAGAUCGGGACCGCAGUCGAAGCCAAAAGUCGAGGGCCGAGGAUAUUGCGAGAUACGAUACGGUUGAACGCAUGUAAUAUAAAACGUUUAUUCGUUCGUUCUAGAGCUGUGAGAUUCGAGUAAUUAUCAAAAGAUCGUCUCGGCCGUGCAGAAAAUACGCAAACCAUAAUAAUGCCGUAUACAUAUAUUUAUUGUGAUUCGUGAUAUACAUAUGCGACUCGCGAAACACUCGGCAAAAUGCAGUGGCCCUCCCUCAGCGUUAUCCUUUCCCAGAUAUUUUUGGCAUAUAUCGUGUAUUCGAUAUAUACCCUGUCGCUGCUGUUCGUGUCACCGGCCUGCGAAGAUGGUAAACCGUGUCUCAAGUCGUACCUAAGUGAACGGCCGCAAUUGAAUCUACACGUCUACAGCUCCGUCAAGAAAAACCCCACGAGUAGAGAUAUCGAUCUCGUGUACUCGUCGCAAAAUUUCAAUUACAAUCGAGCGCAAACUAUUCCAAUGAUAUUAAAUAUUCCACGCGAAACGCGGCGAAAUGGAACAUUGUUUUUACAUAUACUAUUAGUUCCUACUUCCGCAAAACAGAGCAGAUCGUUCAUCGAAUUGCAAAAAGAUAUAUUUACUUCUUAUACUACAAUUAAAAUGACACAAUACAUGGUACCUGAAGCAGAAGCAUUUAGGCUGUUGGGCAAGAGAGAUUCCAGUGUCAAGAAGGCCAAUGAGAUUGCCGUACACCUAGUCUCGCACAUCAAAAGUCGUGUGACUUUUACAAUAAUGACAGACAAUAUUAUGCUCCCUGUAUAUAGCAUGCCUGCCGAACUCAUGAAUCAUAUAAAAAUAAUUGCCAAACAGACAUUCCUGCCCAUCGUCAACUACGAUUUCUUACAAACGCGACACCGGGAUCUUCAACGGAUUACUUUGCAGAAUAAUACCAUGAACGUCACGAUAGAGUAUUCGCCUGUAUCUUUAGGAAAAUUACGAUUGGUGCUACAUGUGCAGGCGACCGUGGAGAACCUCAAGAAUCUCGGUUUCUCCGACAAGGACAUUGAUGAAGUAAAGGGCAUCUUUGCAGAUACCAACAUUUACUUAUUAAGUGGUACUUUCUUCAUCGCGGCUAUACAUUUGCUGUUUGAUUUUCUUGCAAUUAAAAACGAUGUCAGUUUUUGGCGAAAGAAGAGUAAUCUCAUAGGCCUUAGCAAAUGGACCGUAAUGUGGCGUGCAUUUAGCCAGACUGUCAUUUUCCUUUAUCUUUGCGAUGAGGGUUCUUCUUUACUCGUUCUUAUUCCGACUGGUAUCGGCACUGUUAUCGAGCUGUGGAAAUUGAAAAAGAUAUCCAGAGUACAGCUAAUUAGCAGCAAUAGCAUUUUGCCAAGAAUACAGUUCAAAACUGAUGAUAUCGAUGCAGCAGAGGUAAAAACUAGAGAAUUUGAUGCUGAAAGUAUGCGUUAUUUGAGUUAUCUGUUAUAUCCGCUGAUCAUGGCCGGUGCAAUCUAUUCGCUCCUUUAUCAACCGCAUAAAAGUUGGUAUUCUUGGAGCAUAAAUUCGAUGGUAAAUGGUGUCUAUGCAUUCGGAUUCCUCUUUAUGUUGCCGCAAUUGUUUGUUAAUUAUAAAUUGAAAUCCGUGGCACACCUGCCGUGGAGAGCGUUCAUGUACAAAGCGUUUAACACGUUCAUUGAUGAUGUGUUCGCUUUUAUUAUAACAAUGCCGACAGCUCACAGAAUAGCAUGUUUUAGAGACGAUGCUGUCUUUCUGAUUUAUCUAUACCAAAGAUGGUUAUAUCCAGUGGAUAAAUCGCGUAUGGAUACCAAUACGAUUACAGAAGAAACUGUUGAUCUCGUUAACAAGACGAACAAGAAAAUAAAUUAAUGAUUCCCCUUUAUUGUCAUCAUUUUUCUUCGUGGCCUAUUGGAAAAAUUACAUAAUUUCAUACAUCGACACGUUAUCAUGCGCUCACAAACAGUAUUUAUAUCGCUAAUGUAUGAAAAAUUUCAUUUAUAAUACAUGGUUUUUGUUAUAAAAAGCAAAAGAAAUAUA